Molecule: messenger RNA, 1834 nt
Organism: Brachypodium distachyon (stiff brome)
Lineage: Eukaryota; Viridiplantae; Streptophyta; Magnoliopsida; Poales; Poaceae
Product: nuclear/nucleolar GTPase 2
Exons: 11
Coding region: 110-1699 (529 amino acids)
Cellular component (GO): nucleolus
Molecular function (GO): GTP binding
Source: RefSeq, a predicted model, not a curated record
GUCUAUCCUCCAAAACCCUAGCCUCCCCCUCCUCGCUUCCUCCCUUCCACCGCCUCCUCUCUGCCUUCUGGUCUCUCACGACACAGAGAGAUCUUCUUCGGAGCGCGCGAUGGCGAAGAAGAAGGAGCGGGCGGUGAACGUGUCGGGCAAGCCCCGGCACUCUCUCGACGUCAACCGCCCCAAUGACAAGAAGGGCGCGGGCGCCGGCGGCCGCCGGUCCGCGGCCACGGUGCGGCGGCUGCAGAUGUACAAGGUUCGUCCCAAGAGGGACCGCGGCGGGAAGAUACUCUCGAACGACUGCCAGUCCAAGGAGCUUCCUAACACCCGCAUCGAGCCCGACCGCCGGUGGUUCGGAAAUACACGGACUGUUGGUCAGAAAGAACUUGAAUUAUUCAGGGGCGAACUGGAGACUCGGCUUGCAAAUAAUUACAGUGUGAUAUUGAAAGCACGGAAGUUGCCAAUGGCCCUUUUGCAGGAUCAUCAAAAGCAAGCUAGGGCACAUCUUCUUGAGACUGAGCCUUUUGAGCAUGCCUUUGGACCAAAGGGCAAGCGGAAACGCCCAAAGCUAUCCAGUCUUGAUUAUGAAUCGCUAAUAAAGAAAGCUGAUGAUUCACAAGAUGCAUUUGAGGAAAAACAUGCUUCAUCAAAGUUGCCAAAGGAUGAAGAGGAAGAUGGCUUACGAGAUCUAGUCCGUCAUAAUAUGUUUGAGAAGGGACAAAGCAAAAGAAUCUGGGGUGAACUUUAUAAAGUAAUUGACUCAUCGGAUGUUGUUGUGCAGGUUUUGGAUGCCAGGGAUCCAAUGGGCACUAGAUGCUACCAUCUAGAGAAACAUCUGAAGGAGAAUGCUAAGCACAAACACAUUGUAUUCUUACUAAAUAAGUGUGACCUAAUACCUGCUUGGGCAACUAAAGGAUGGUUGCGUACACUGUCGAGGGACUAUCCAACCCUAGCGUUUCAUGCAAGCAUCAACAAGUCAUUUGGCAAAGGAUCACUUCUUUCAGUAUUACGGCAGUUUGCCCGUCUGAGGAGCGAUAAACAAGCUAUAUCUGUUGGAUUUGUUGGAUAUCCUAAUGUUGGGAAAUCAUCGGUUAUCAACACGCUACGCUCCAAGACUGUUUGCAAGGUAGCUCCAAUUCCUGGAGAGACGAAGGUGUGGCAGUACAUCACCAUGACCAAAAGGAUCUUUUUAAUUGAUUGCCCUGGGGUUGUGUACCAAAACAAUGAUUCAGAAACUGAUGUGGUUCUUAAGGGUGUGGUACGUGUGACAAAUUUGGACGAUGCUUCUGAGCACAUAGGUGAAGUUCUUAGGCGUGUAAAAAAGGAGCACCUACAAAGAGCUUACAAAAUACAAGAUUGGGCUGAUGAUAAUGAUUUUCUCGUCCAGCUGAGCAAGAUGAGUGGUAAACUGCUCAAGGGAGGAGAACCUGAUCUGACAACAGCAGCAAAGAUGGUACUUCAUGACUGGCAGAGGGGUAAGAUACCCUUUUUUGUGCCUCCACCGCAGCAGAACGAAGGUCCAUCUGAGAUUGCUGAUCCCGUCGAGGGAUCCGGUGAGGAAGUUGUCAGCAGUGACCGUACUACUGCUGCCAUGAAAGCAAUCUCAGGAAUUAUCACAUCGCAGCAAACUAUGAAUAUUCCCUGCCAGAAGGAAUUUGGUACAAAUAAGGAAGAUAGUGAACUGGCAGAGCAAUCUGAGUAAUCUCGGUCAUUGAUAUGGUUUUUGCUGGCAAACAAAUUGUUUUCUCUAUAGUUUGGCAGGAUGGAUGUACCAAAACUGAACCAUUAUUAGUUCAAACUUUAAUCGACAGAUAUAUCGUUUUGGUAUCUACCUACA